Gloeophyllum trabeum ATCC 11539 is the source of this 903-nucleotide messenger RNA. RefSeq lists its product as uncharacterized. The coding region runs from base 1 to 903 and encodes 300 amino acids. Lineage: Eukaryota; Fungi; Basidiomycota; Agaricomycetes; Gloeophyllales; Gloeophyllaceae. The transcript is spliced from 3 exons. The record is from RefSeq and is a predicted model, not a curated record.
AUGUUCGGUAUUCUGACAGCCGUAGUCCAUUUCCUUGCUUUCUCGUCCUUGGCAUACUCUGGUUCUGUUCCUGAGGGAGGGUCCUGUUCAACCGACAACUAUCACGUUGACUCCACAACCAAGAAAUUUAUAACAGACUGCGACGACAAGACAUUCUGCUCAGGCUCGGUCAAUGGUACAUGCACUCUGAAGAAAUGCCGCAGGGACGAAUUCCCGUUCGGAUAUAAUCUUGGGGACUCGCUCGCGCCUUUGUGCUCCCCGGGCAGUUUCUGUCCCGACGAUGGGAGCGGAUGCCAGCCUCUGCUGGAUGCCGGCAAAAAAUGCGAUUUGAACCGGGACGAGCAAUGCAAGCAACCACCGAACUGGGACAAACUUGCCAGCUAUCUGAACUCCAACGGCUCUCUAUGCCUGGAAUCGGUUUGCAGGUACGUUCCGCUCCAUCUUCCAUCCAAUACAUUAAUUUUUGAUCGAGGCAGGUAUGCGAACGCCACUCUCGGGCAGCGAUGCAUUCUCGACAAUACAACCUACAUCGAUCCAGGACCCAACGGCAAGCAAAUCAGCCGAACGAUAUUUCGCGACAACUGUAGAACCCCAGCCUUGUUCUGUGACCAGACAUACCUGCAGUGCCUUCCUGCGAAACCGCUCGGGUUUCCGUGCUUCCGGGAUCAGGAAUGCUUGACAUUCAACUGCGAUGAGGAGAUUUGCGUUGAGCCUCCGGAGACGCCGCUCCGCGUGAACCCGUGGCAAACCGCUGUAACGACGGUCUGCAUCUUGUUAGCCAUGAGCGCAACGUGUACCACGCUUGUCCUCGUGCAUAAGCGGCAGAAGAUGGUGCAUUAUCGGGAGCUGAGGGAAUACUACCACGAACAACUCAGGUUAGUCUCCGUCUCCUUGCGGCGUUGA